Dictyostelium purpureum is the source of this 1134-nucleotide messenger RNA. RefSeq lists its product as uncharacterized. Lineage: Eukaryota; Evosea; Eumycetozoa; Dictyosteliales; Dictyosteliaceae. The transcript has a single exon. The record is from RefSeq and is a predicted model, not a curated record. Gene Ontology annotation, molecular function: 3'-5' exonuclease activity; nucleic acid binding. Gene Ontology annotation, biological process: nucleobase-containing compound metabolic process. The coding region runs from base 1 to 1134 and encodes 377 amino acids.
AUGAUGAAGAAAACUCUAUGGGAUGACAAACUAGAACCUAAACAAAAUAAUCAAGUUAAUGGAAUUAAUGAACCUAGAGAAAAUAAUGAAAAUACUGAACCUAUUGAAAUCGAAAAAGAAAUUGUAAAUGAAGAAUUAAAAUAUAAUGAUAAAGAAAUUAUGAAUAAAAUAAAUUUUAAGAAAUAUACAUGGUUAGAGGAUAUUAAAGAAUUUUCUAAUAUUAUCUGGCCAAAUAAUGUCGAUGAAACACCAGUCAUUUUAGUAAUAUUUACAGAAGAAGAAUGUAAUAAAAUAUUAGAGCUUUUACCAACCAUAUAUCAUCACGAAUUUAAGGUUCCAGGCAAACCCAGUUUAAAAAGAUUUGUUGUAGGUUUUGAUACUGAAGGUCAUAUCCCUUACUCUAUUCAAAUUUCAACCAAAACUGUAUCAGCUGUUAUAUAUAUUAAAGCAAUCGGAAAACUCACAGAACCACUCAAGCAACUCUUAAACGAAAAACUUACAAUCAAAGCAGGUGUCGGUAUAAAAAACGAUUUUGAAUCCAUCGAACAAAUUAACAAAGAAUUAAAGUGCAAUUCAGCUUUAGAUGUUGCCUGCUUAUCAUUCAGAAACGGUUUAACAAAGAAUUAUUUAACACUUGACAUAUUAGCAAUAGAUUUACUCCGUUCAGAAAAAUAUAAAUUUAAUAGAGUUUAUCAAACUCACCCAAAAACUAAAGAUGAGUGGAUCAAGUUCACCCUUGAAAGAUUACAUCAACAUAAAUAUGCAGCUAUAGAUGCUUGGUUAGGUUUGAAAUUAGCGGAAACACUUUAUUUAAAUUUAAAGAACGAAUCUAGUUUUUAUGAUUGGUCAAAGAAUAAUUUAACAGGUAAUUUUAAAUAUAAAGAUAAAAAUAAUCAAAACAACAAAUCAGACUUUAUAAUCAAAUUUGACGAAAAUAAUAAUUAUAAUUACUUUCCAAAUAAUAAUAAUAAUAAUAAAACCUCAACAAAUAAUGUAAAUAAUAAUAAUAAUAAUAAUAUUUUUAAAAAAGAAAUUAGUGAAGAAAAAAAACUAAACUAUGAAAAAGCCAAUAACCAUGAACAUGAAAAAAAACUAAAACAAAUUAAACAAGGUUCAAGAAGACCAUUUGUAUAA